Messenger RNA from Gavia stellata (red-throated loon), 1393 nucleotides. RefSeq names its product S-antigen visual arrestin (gene SAG). Gene Ontology annotation, biological process: G protein-coupled receptor internalization; signal transduction. Gene Ontology annotation, cellular component: photoreceptor outer segment; photoreceptor inner segment. Bases 1 to 1230 code for a protein of 409 amino acids. Gene Ontology annotation, molecular function: G protein-coupled receptor binding. The transcript has 15 exons. Lineage: Eukaryota; Metazoa; Chordata; Aves; Gaviiformes; Gaviidae. The record is from RefSeq and is a predicted model, not a curated record.
AUGAGCUGCCCUGAGUCUCAAAAGAUGGGGACAAGUGGGAAGAACGCUAGUUCUCCUCAUAAACAAGUUAUCUUCAAAAAAAGCACCCGUGACAAAGCUCUGACCAUCUACCUGGGAAAGCGGGACUUCAUUGACAACACAGGGAAUGUGGAACCUGUAGAUGGUGUUGUAUUGGUGGAUCCUGCAGUUAUCAAGGGGAAAAAAGUGUAUGUGUCCCUGACCUGUGCUUUCCGGUAUGGCCAGGAAGACAUUGAUGUGAUUGGCCUCACCUUCCGACGGGACCUGUUCUUCUCUAGGGUCCAAGUGUACCCACCAGCUGACAAGCCAGAGUCUCUCUCCCACUUGCAGGAAUCUCUGCUAAAGAAGCUGGGGAAAAAUGCUUAUCCCUUUUUCUUUACAUUUCCAGAUUACCUACCUUGCUCAGUCUGUCUGCAGCCUGCACCUCGUGAUGUUGAUAAGAGCUGUGGGGUGGACUUUGAGGUGAAAGCUUUCUCAACAGAGAAUGUGGAAGAGAGAAUUCAUAAAAGGAACUCUGCACGUCUGCUGAUCCGUAAGGUUCAAUAUGCUCCAGAAAAGCCAGGACCCCAACCUUGUGCGGAGACCACCUGGCAGUUCUUCAUGUCCAACAAGCCGUUGCACUUGAAAGCGUGCCUCAGUAAAGAGGUGUACUACCAUGGUGAGCCCAUUCCAGUCACUAUCACUAUCACCAACAGCACAGAGAAAACAGUGAAGAAGAUCAAAGCCCAGGUGGAGCAGGUUGCCAACGUGGUUUUGUACUCCAGUGACUACUAUACAAAAGUGGUAGCUGCUGAGGAAGCACAGGAAAAGGUGCAGCCAAACAGCAGCCUGACCAAGACACUGACACUUCUGCCCUUGCUAGCAAAUAACCGGGAGACGCGGGAAAUAGCUCUGGAUGGAAAGCUAAAGGAUGAGGAUACCAACUUGGCUUCUAGUACCAUUAUUAAGGAUGGAAUAGACAAGACAGUGAUGGGGAUUCUGGUCUCCUACAAGGUCAAAGUGAAGCUCACUGUUCCAGGCAUGCUGGGAGACCUCACCUCCAGUGAAGUGGGCACAGAGCUGCCAUUUCGUCUCAUGCACCCCAAACCUGAGGAAAAGAACCCAGCAGGGAAGGAUGGGGAAGCAGAGCUGGUAUUUGAGGAGUUUGCUCGUCAACAGCUAAAAGAUAUGCCUGAUGAUGAAGACAAGAAUAUGUCUGCAACUGAUGAGUGACUAAAGGAACAAGCUGCUAGAGAAGCUAUAUAGUCUUGCAUCAGUUAGAAACCUAGGUCCUAAAUUUCUAGUAAACUGCAUGUUCUUGGUGCAUGCAUGGUCUUCCAGGGAUCAACCCUGAGAUCAGUGGACAUAAAAUCAUGAAUCUCUAUUGCUUAUUAAA